AGCAAACACCUUCCUGCUCUACAUACACUUCUUCUUCGAGGGAAUACCUGGUAAUACCCAAAGGACUAGGCCUUAUAGCGCAUCUACCAGAAAUACAAUAUCAACUUUUCCGUGCAGAUGCUUGUGGGGUGACAAGUUCUCAAAUUAGGUAUGAUGACAGUAUGACGUUGUCCUCCUCUCUGCCCUGAUAAUGUACGAGGUGAUGCAGGGAGACACUACCACCCUGUCCUGGAGGCUACCCAGCCCCGGCCACAACGACGGCCCACAACAGAGCCCCUUCAGCGGGGAGGGAGGACCUACUAAGAUCCUUAAAGUUUGUUUCUCCACCAACAACAACACCCUGGGGAAGAACUUCAAGCUGGUCAAGUGUGACAGCUCCUGGCAGAUCAGGGCUAUAGUCCAGUCUAUCCUGACCAGUGGUAGACUGGGACCUAACAUCCAGUAUAAAGGCUGCUAUGGUCUGCUGCUGAAGCACCUCAAGUCAGACGAGCUCCACUGGCUCCAUCCAGACCUGACUGUGGGGGAGGUGGAGCAACGCUAUGAGAGUCAUCACGUGGAGGCAGAGUGGAGGUAUGACCUGAGAGUCCGCUACAUUCCAGUCAACUUCCUGGAAAAGUUUAAAGAAGACAGAACCACAUUUCUGUAUUUCUAUCAACAGGUGCGUAGUGACUACAUGCAGUACCAUGCCAGUAAAGUCAGUGAUGGAAUGGCCCUGCAGCUGGGAUGUCUGGAGAUCAGGAGGUUCUAUAAAGACAUGAAUGCUAAAGGCCUGGAGAAAAAGUCCAACUUCGAAGUGUUAGAGAAGGACGUGGGGCUGAACCUGUUCUUCCCACAGGAGCUCAUUGACAGCAUGAAGUCUCGUCAUCUUCGUAAGAUGAUCCAGCAGACGUUCCAGCAGUACGCUACUCUGAAGGAGGAUGAGUGUAUGGUUAGCUUCUUCCAGACACUCACCGAUUUCAUCACCAUCGGCGAAGAGGUCUACCCUUGUGAACUGGUGCAAGGCUGGAGUCUGUCAGUAGAGCUGGUGAUAGGAGCCAGGGGCAUUCGCCAACGCACCCAUAAAGACUCAGCGCCUGUGUGUCUAGCGAACUUCAAACAGAUCAAGAGCAUCAAGUGUUUAUCUCAGAGUGACAACAAAGCCCUCCUCAAUCUUGACAUAGACGGAGCCAGACAGCCUCUGUCUAUCAACGUGACUAAGUUUGCGAUGGCAGAGAACAUGGUGGAUCUUAUUGACGGUUACUGUCGUUUGGAGCACGCCACUGACGAGUCGUUCAUCGUCAGACCUGACAAAGACGCCAAUCUACGAUGUUCCCUUCCAGAUCUGCCCACAAAUCAAAUGGAAAACACAGGUUGCUUCAGAUAUAGCAUGGGAUCUGAAAUCUACGCUGAGAUUGAUGAACGACCAAGGUCUGUGGUGAAAUAUGGAAUCGACAGAGAUGACAUUGUUCUGGGACGGAUCCUUGGCGAGGGUUUUUUCGGGGAGGUCUAUGAAGGAAUGUACAAGAAAUCGAAUGGCGAGAGGCUAAGUGUGGCGGUGAAGACCUGUAAAGACUGUUCACCUGACAUCAUGGAGAAGUUCAUGAGUGAAGCAGUGAUCAUGAAGAACCUGAAACACCCCCACAUCGUCAGUCUGAUCGGUGUCAUAGAGGAAGACCCAGUGUGGAUUGUCAUGGAGUUAUACCAGUAUGGAGAGCUGGGAAAAUACCUAGAAGAGAACAAGCACAAGCUGACCAACAUAACGCUGGUCCUCUUCAGCCUGCAGAUCUGUAAAGCUCUGGUCUACCUGGAAGGAAUCAACAUGGUGCACAGGGACAUAGCGGUGAGGAACGUGCUGGUGGCCACAGCAGACUGUGUUAGGCUGGGAGACUUUGGUCUGUCCAGACACAUCGAGGAUGAAGAGUAUUACAAGGCCUCAGUGAGCCGAUUACCUAUAAAAUGGAUGGCUCCAGAAUCCAUUAACUUCAGACGCUUCACAACGGCUAGUGAUGUCUGGAUGUUUGCGGUGUGUAUGUGGGAGAUCCUGAGUCGAGGGCAGCAGCCUUUCUUCUGGUUGGAGAACCGUGACGUCAUCAUUCAGCUGGAGCAAGGCAUCAGACUACCCAAACCUGACGACUGCCCUCCUGCCCUCUACUCCCUCAUGACACGCUGCUGGUCCUACAACCCCCGCGAGAGACCCUCUUUCACAGAGCUGGUCGUUAAGAUCAGUGACGUCCAUCAGAUGGAGAAGGAGCAGGAGGCAGAGCGAGAGAGGGACAGAAAACGCCCCAUCCUGUUCUUUGACACCAAGUUCAAAUUCAACGAGCCUCCUCCUAAGCCCUCCAGGAUGAAACCUGGGGGUCGUUUUGGUAACAAUAUUGGCCUGCACGUUCAGCUGAAUGAGGCCCUGUGUGCCAGCUCUCCAGACCUGGUCAGUCCCUGUGAAUACACCACUGUUGUAGAUUCUAGGAGCAACACAGUGGUCGUGCCCAUGAUGUCUCCACGACGAUGCAGCAUGGGGGAGGGUGAGUUCAUUGUGGAGCCGUCCAGUAAGGAGGACGCCCAGCGAUUGUGGCAGAUGGAGAGAGAGCGUAUGCAGGAGACGAUGAGACAACAGAAACAACAGAUGAUGGAGGACAACAAGUGGCUGACCAAGGAGGAGAGACUCCUGGAUCCCAUGAGACAGGAGGAUGCCACCAGCCCACUGUCACCUGAAGCUGAGACUGGACAUGCCGCGCCAGACAAGCCCCCACGUCUCACGGCCCCCACAGCCCAGGCCGCCCCCACAGCCCAGGCCGCCCCCACAGCAGAGCUGGACCGGUCAGGUGACCAGGUGUACCAGGCGGUCAUGGAGCUGGUCAAGGUGGUGGUGCAGUUGAAGAACGAUGUCAACACACUACAGCCUGAACAAUACAUCAACAUAGUGAAGUCUGUAGGGUUGACCUUGCGGAGUCUGAUCCACAGUGUGGAUGAUAUUCUACCUACCCUGCAUGAAUCCAUCAGGACAGAGAUCGAGGGCACCCAGAAGCUGUUGAACAACGACAUGUCAGAGUUGAUCAGUAAGAUGCGUCUGGCCCAGCAGAACGCCGUCACCUCGCUGAAGGAAGAGUGUAAGAAACAGAUGCUGACUGCAGCACACAACCUGGCCAUGGAUGGGAAGAACCUUCUGGAUGCUGUGGACCAGGCCAGGGUCAGGGCCAACCUGGCCAAGCCCAAACCGGGAGACCCCAUAGUGGGGUAAAUACCCACAGCCCCCCCCCCCUCCUCUGAUUGGAUGAUUUACAAGUGUGUUGUUUUUUUUUGUUUUGUCUUCAUUGGAGGACAGGUCAGAACCAAGCAUGUUGCGACUGAUUGGAUGGACAUCAGUGACUUGCAGGUACAAUAGUCGAGAUAAGUGGCAUCAAUAUGACUGGCAUCAACAUGACUGGCAUCAAUAUAACUGGCAUCAAUAUGACUGGCAUCAAUAUGACUGGCAUCAAUAUGACUGGCAUCAGUAUGACUGGCAUCAAUAUGACUGGCAUCAAUAUAACUGGCAUCAAUAUGACUGGCAUCAAUAUGACUGGCAUCAGUAUGACUGGCAUCAAUAUGACUGGCAUCAAUAUGACUGGCAUCAAUAUAACUGGCAUCAAUAUGACUGGCAUCAAUAUAACUGGCAUCAAUAUGACUGGCAUCAAUAUGACU
This is a messenger RNA of Oncorhynchus mykiss (rainbow trout), 3657 nucleotides long. It is a transcript of the gene ptk2bb, whose product is annotated as protein tyrosine kinase 2 beta, b. The record is from RefSeq and is a predicted model, not a curated record. Lineage: Eukaryota; Metazoa; Chordata; Actinopteri; Salmoniformes; Salmonidae. Gene Ontology annotation, biological process: protein phosphorylation; signal complex assembly. Gene Ontology annotation, cellular component: cytoskeleton; focal adhesion. Gene Ontology annotation, molecular function: protein tyrosine kinase activity; ATP binding.